AUGAUGUCCAUCCUUUCAGAAGAUUUGGUAGAGGAGAUACUCUCUAGGGUUCCGGCUACAUCUCUGAAAAAAUUACGUUGUACUUGUAAACAAUGGAACUCAUUAUUCAAUGAUCAUAGAUUCUCCAAGAAGCACUUUGAAAGAGCACCAAAGGAGUUUCUUGUUCUCAUGAGGUUUACGUUUAAAGUUUAUUCAGCUAUUUUUGAUCUCAGGGGAAUUCGAAGCAAAAUUGAUCCAUCUAUAGAGGUUAAAGGUGAAUUUGGCCUACUUGGCAGCUCUCUAAUCUCUCACUGCAACGGAUUAUUGCUAUGUCGUGAGCGGACAAUGGAUUACGGUAGAAAACUCAGAGUUUAUAACCCGUGUACGGGGCAAACAAGGUCGAUUGACCUCAGAACUGAUAACAGAAAAUUCGAAUGGUUUUCUCUUGGAUACAAAAACAACAAAUCUUCUAGUGCCAGCUACAAAAUUUUGACGUUUGAUUGUUGUGCUGACAACUUUUUUGCUGAGCUUCAAAUCUAUGAGUUUAGCUCUAAUUCAUGGAGGAUUUUUGAUGAUGUCAAUCCUGAUGAUUGGCGCUUACCAUUACGUCGUCGUCGUGGCGUAUCUUUGAAGGGAAAUACAUAUUGGAUUGCUUCAGAUACAAGAAACGCAUAUCAUGGGUUUUGUUGCGAUAUCUUUUUGCUAAAAUUUGAUUUUACAGAAGAGAGAUUUCAACGUUUGUGUCUGCCGUUAAAUUGUGAUGCUUGUGACUUCAAUACUAUGGUGCUGUCUACUGUAAGGGAAGAGAAACUUGCUUUCUUAGUUCAGAGUGAAUUUGAAUCAACUAUGGAGAUAUGGUUAACCAAAAAGAUCAUAUUUGAUAUGUCCAACGACAUGUCGUGGAGAAAGUUGUUUAGAGUGGAUUUGGGUUAUAAUAUGUUUAAGAAUUCGAUGAGUUUCAUGGUGGAUGAGGAGAACAAAGUAGCAGUGUGUUGUGAUAGAGACAAAGGUGAUGAUUACAGGACCACCAGCAGAAUGUUUAUUGUUGGAGAGGAUAAAUUCAGACAAAUGGAUCUUUCUGGAGAUUCUGCAAUUCGACCAACUCCUUGGGUGUCUGAGCCAUAUUUCUUGAGUUAUGUUCCAAGUUUGAUUCAAUUUUGA
Molecule: messenger RNA, 1140 nt
Organism: Eutrema salsugineum
Lineage: Eukaryota; Viridiplantae; Streptophyta; Magnoliopsida; Brassicales; Brassicaceae
Product: putative F-box/kelch-repeat protein At1g62270
Exons: 1
Coding region: 1-1140 (379 amino acids)
Molecular function (GO): protein binding
Source: RefSeq, a predicted model, not a curated record